Molecule: messenger RNA, 1764 nt
Organism: Penicillium macrosclerotiorum
Lineage: Eukaryota; Fungi; Ascomycota; Eurotiomycetes; Eurotiales; Aspergillaceae
Product: peptide MFS transporter
Exons: 3
Coding region: 1-1764 (587 amino acids)
Biological process (GO): transmembrane transport
Cellular component (GO): plasma membrane; fungal-type vacuole
Molecular function (GO): tripeptide transmembrane transporter activity; dipeptide transmembrane transporter activity
Source: RefSeq, a predicted model, not a curated record
AUGUCGACUGCGGAUCGUGAGAUGGAGGUUGAGGUUGCUCAGCCUCCUUCCUAUAACGAAAACGAAGCUCCCGUCCAGCAGAUCGUUGUGGACGAAAAGGGUGCCCUGGAUAUGGACAAGGAGAACCCUGUCACUCCCGACGGCGAGGAGCCUAGCGAUGAUGAGAAGCGCUCUUUGCGCCAUGUCGCUGAGAACCUGCCCGUUUCGGCCUGGUUGGUUGCCAUGGUCGAGUUGUGCGAGCGUUUCACCUACUACGGCAUGUCUGGUAUCUUCCAGAACUACGUCCAGCGUCCUUUGGAUGGUAGCCAGGGCCGUGGUGCUCUGGGCAUGGGUCACCAGGGUGCUACCGGUCUGACCACCUUCUUCCAGUUCUGGUGCUAUGUUACUCCUAUCAUUGGUGCCAUCGUCGCCGAUCAGUACCUCGGCAAGUACAAGACGAUCGUGCUCUUCUGUGCUGUCUAUCUCGUUGGUCUCUUGAUUCUGGUUUGCACUUCGAUCCCGACCGCUCUGUCCCACGGAGCCGGUCUGGGUGGCUUCAUUGUCGCUGUCUUGGUCGUCGGUCUCGGCACCGGUGGUAUUAAGUCGAACGUCGCCCCUCUGAUUGCCGACCAGUACAAGCGCAAGAAGAUGGCCGUUAACACCACCAAGAAGGGUGAGCGGGUGAUCAUCGACCCCGCGCUGACCAUUCAGCGCAUCUACAUGAUCUUCUACGGCUGUAUCAACGUCGGUUCGCUCUCCGGUCUCGCGACUCCGUACAUGGAGAAGUACAUCGGUUACUGGUCGGCCUACCUGCUCUGUCUCUGCAUGUUCUUUGUUGGUACCCUGGUGCUGGUGGUGGGUCGCAAGUUCUAUGUUGUCCGUCCUCCUCAGGGCUCCAUUAUCACCGACGCGUUCAAGGCGAUCUUCAUGAUGAUUCGCAACCGCAACAUGGAUGCCGCUAAGCCCAGCUACCAACGUGAGCACGGCAACGAGGUCGCCUUGCCCUGGGACGACCACUUCAUUGAUGAGCUCAAGCGUGCCCUGGUUGCCUGCCGUGUGUUCGCUUUCUACCCCAUUUACUGGGUUGUGUACGGCCAGUUCUCCAGCAACUUCGUCACCCAGGCCGGCCAGAUGCAGGGUCACGGCAUCCCCAAUGACCUGAUGCAGAACUUCGAUCCGAUCUCGAUUAUCGUGUUCAUCCCCGUGCUUGAGACCCUGAUUUACCCGGCCAUGCGUCGCCUGAAGAUUCCUUUCCGCCCCAUCACCCGUAUCUCCCUGGGUUUCGUCGUCGCCUCUCUAGCCAUGAUGUACGCUGCCAUCGUGCAGCACCUAAUCUAUUCUGCCGGACCCUGCUACGAGCACCCCCUGUGUGACGCCUCAAUUGUUGAUGGCACUACCACCGGAAACCGCGUGCACAUUGCCAUCCAGACCCCGGCAUACGUGUUCAUUGGUCUGUCUGAGAUUUUCGCCUCCGUGUCCGGUCUCGAGUACGCCUACACCAAGGCUCCGCCCUCGAUGAAGUCGUUCGUGCAGUCGAUGUACCUGCUUACCAACGCCUUCGGCUCCGCCCUCGCCGAGGCCCUGACCCCGGCUGCCUAUGACCCGGCCAUCAUGUGGAUGUUCGUUGGUCUGGCCUGUGCCUCUUUCCUGUGCGGCAUCAUCUUCUGGUUCAUCUUCCACCACCUCAACGCCCAGGAAGACGACAUGAACGCUCUGGACGCAGACGAUUACAUGCCCGAGGCCCCCCGCGAAGAGGAGCGCCGCCUCUCCAAGGCCCAGCAGUAG